Molecule: messenger RNA, 2925 nt
Organism: Coregonus clupeaformis (lake whitefish)
Lineage: Eukaryota; Metazoa; Chordata; Actinopteri; Salmoniformes; Salmonidae
Gene: myb
Product: v-myb avian myeloblastosis viral oncogene homolog
Exons: 14
Coding region: 273-1994 (573 amino acids)
Biological process (GO): regulation of DNA-templated transcription
Cellular component (GO): nucleus
Molecular function (GO): RNA polymerase II cis-regulatory region sequence-specific DNA binding; DNA-binding transcription factor activity, RNA polymerase II-specific
Source: RefSeq, a predicted model, not a curated record
GAGCGGGGCGCCAAACGGAGCGGGCUGCAGGAGGAGGGGCCUCGCUGAGACUCGUGGCUCUCGGCUCUGUUUACAAGCCUUUACUCUUUUAAUGUCAGCCUGCUCCUUCUCCGCGUCAAACAGGAGAGAGAGAGACAGUCAGAACGGAACGGAACGGCCGAGCUCCUUCUACCCUUUCAGACAGAAGAGAGAGAGACAGGCAGAACGGAACGGAACAGCGGAGCUCAGAGAGGACACACGGAUAUAGUGCAGCUCUCUCCACAAACAACAGCAUGACUAGGAGGCCGAGACACAGUGUGUACAGUAGUGAAGAAGAUGAUGAUGACAUUGAGAUGUAUGAACAUGACUAUGAUGGACCGCUGCCCAAGGCAGGCAAACGGCAUCUAGGCAAGACACGCUGGACACGAGAAGAGGAUGAGAAGCUGAAGAAGUUAGUAGAACACCAUGGAUCAGAAGACUGGAAGCUCAUCGCUAGCUUCUUACCUAACCGUACAGACGUUCAGUGUCAACACCGCUGGCAGAAGGUUCUCAACCCAGAACUUAUCAAAGGACCCUGGACCAAGGAGGAGGACCAGAGAGUUAUCGACCUAGUCCAGAAGUAUGGAGCCAAGCGUUGGUCGGUGAUCGCCAAGCACCUGAAGGGUCGGAUAGGGAAGCAGUGCAGAGAGCGCUGGCACAACCACCUGAACCCUGAGGUGAAGAAGACUUCCUGGACCGAGGAGGAGGACCAGAUCAUCUACCAGGCCCACGAGAAACUGGGCAACCGCUGGGCCGAGAUCGCUAAACUGCUGCCUGGCAGGACUGACAAUGCUAUCAAGAACCACUGGAACUCUACGAUGCGUAGGAAGGUGGAACAGGAGGGUUACCUUCAGCACUCCGCCAAGUCUGGCCACGCAUCCCUCGACGUCUCCCCCGGUUACGCUAAGGCCAACCACCACAUCAUGGGCUUCUCUCACCACUCCCCUCUCCCGCCUCUCUCACCCCUCACAGGGAACUACCCCUAUAUUUCGGACCUCAGGGUGCCCUUCCCCCUAGCGCUGCAUGUCAACAUCCUGAACAUUCCACAGCAUGGAACAGCUGCUAUACAGAGACAUUACACUGAGGAGGACCCAGAGAAGGAGAAGAGGGUGAAGGAGAUUGAGCUGCUGCUCAUGUCAACAGAGAAUGAGCUGAGGGGACAGGGACAGCCUGCACUACCUAUCAUCCCAUACUCUAAUUGGGCAGGUAGUGACACGUCUUGCCAUCACCACCAGACAGCUGGCCCCUGCCUCCCCGAGGAGAGCGCCUCGUCCUCACGCAGCAGCAACAACAACAACAACAACAACAAUAACAACAACAACAACAGCAGUAACAACAACAAUAACAACAGUAACCAUGGCAGCCACACACUCUCCAACCUCCCGGAGUUCAUGGAGUCAGUCAUCGACUUGUUUCUCAACCAAUCGGCGAGCCCGGAAAGCUCAGACAGCGACAGCCUACCAAUGAGCUCCCAGAAACCCCUGCUGGCCACUCCUCUACACCGAGACCACACCCCCCGACCCCAGAAAAAGAACGACAUGUUCAGGACUCCUACUAUCCGUCGUUCCCUCCUGGAGUUGUCUCCUCGUACUCCGACCCCCUUCAGGUCUUCCAUGGUAGAGUGUAUAAAGCAGGAACCUAUGGAGUGUGUUGUCUCAGUCGGGGGCUCCCCAGACCAACAGCCACCCUUAAAGAAGAUCAAACAAGAGGAGGUGGAGUCUCCCUGUCUGCAGUGGAAGGGGUCAGACCUCUCUGCCCAGCUCUUCUCCCCCUCCGGCCCCGCCCAGGAAGUACCUGAUCUGCUGACACGUUCUGUGCUGAGUGAAGACAAACCGUACCACCUCCCCCUCCGGCCCCUGGGCAGCCCACUACAGCAGCUAAACACGUGGGACCAAGUGGCUUGUGGGAAGGUGGAGGACCAAGAACAGAACCACAAAUACAUCCACACUUACUCUGCCAGGACCUUGGUCAUGUAACAAACACAAACACACACAGACACUCGUUGGAUACAACAGACCAAAGACUUCGAUUUGUUUAUUCCUAUUUCAACUAUUUUCUGUUAUUAAUGUUUUAUGUUAAUUGUAUUAUUGUAUGUUAUGUUGUUUUAUAAAACAGGGAGAAAAUGAUGUGCCUAUAAUUCAAUAAUAAUUGGGCCGUAUUCUGAAUAAUUCUGAGUUGUAAUAUUUUUAAUAUAAAGAACAAGUUGAUUAAUUUAUUUGUUUUAUUUUGACGAAGACUGUUUUUUAUACGACCGGCCAAUCGAGCAGUGUUUUGACUCCAGUAUUUUUAACCUUAACCCCUGACCCUUAACCCCUGACCCUAGCAUUAUUACGGGUUAAACCAAAAAGUGCUACAAAAUGAUUAUGAAACUAAUGAAACAAGAGCUAAUACACUUAAAGAGGAGAGGCCUUUAUAAAGCCUUAUAAUGCCUCUAUGAGUGUUAACAUUUCACUGCUAGACAUUACGUCUUAUGUCAGCUCCUGUGUCAACCUUAUGAAUGGUUAUGAAUGAUCAUAUGAUGCUUACGUGACAAUUGGGCCAUCACCUGUAUUCUGAUUUGUCUUGUUUCCUGUCUUGCCUAUAUACUGUAUCAUAGGGGAAACAUUUCCAUUGAACAAAAUGUAUUAUUAUUAUUAUUAUUAUUAUUAUUUUAUUACUUUUUCCCUAAAGUCUUACACUGAGUUUACUACAGAGUUCUCAACGCAUCAAACUAUGACUCAAUCCCAAACCGACCCCUAGACCCUAUGCCCUAUCAUCGACCCCUAUGCCCUAUCAUCGACCCCUACGCCCUAUCAUCGACCCCUACGCCCUAUCAUCGACCCCUACGCCCUUGUGGAGAUCUGAGAUGAUUUGAGGUCCUCUGUAGCUCAGCUGGUAGAGCACGGCGCUUGUAACGCCAAGGUAGUG